AUGUCAACAUCAUUUGCUCUGUUCGAUAUAAGACUGGAACAAGACGUGCUUGUUUUCUGCGGAAAUCAAUACGAAUCUUCCGAUCAAAUUCUACGAGGGGUUGUAGUUCUUUGCCUGCGGUCUCCUCUCAAGAUUGAAGAGAUCAGAGUACGUCUAGAUGGAAACGUCCGUCACGGGUGGUUAGCAGAUCCUGGCGUGGCUCAUAAUACCAAUAUCUUCAAGCACAAAUGGCCCCCACUGGUAGGAGUCAGUGGUAAAAGUCUUACCUUACCUGCUGGUAAUUACGAAUGGCCUUUUGAAUUUUUGAUGCCAGGCGACACCUCAGAGAGCCUUGAUGGCCUCCCAGAUGCGUCUAUCACUUAUGCCCUCAGAGCCACUAUCAACAGGGGAAAGCUCGUCCGACACACGUCCUGUUGCAAGAAGCUUAGGAUUAUUCGUACAUUGGCCCCGACUGCUCUCGAGUUUAUGCACAAUGCGAGUGUUGAGCAGACUUGGAUCAACAAGAUAGACUAUUCGGUAUCUUUACCAAGUAAAGCUGUCGCAUUCGGUAGCUCUGUGGUUUUAGAAAUACGGAUUACUCCUCUGGUCAAAGGCAUCGAACUGGGGCGAAUCGGGGUCAAGUUGGUGGAGUUUCACGAAUUCAGCAUGCACAGCAGGCACUACAUCUAUACGCGAGAACACAAGAGCCAGCGCGAGGUUUCUCACUGGGAUUUUGAAGUUUCCAGAGAACAUCACUGGCAAGACAUCAUCGAAGAAACGAACCAAGAAGGUUGGGUCAUCAAACAAACAUUAAAUUUACCUAAAGCUAUUGCCGAAUGUUCCCAGGAUAUAGAUGCGCAAGGAAUCAAGAUUUGGCACAAACUCAAGAUUCACAUUCCCAUUCGUAAUCAGGAUGGGCAUGUUUCGCACCUUGACAUGGGAAUCCCUAUAAGCAUAUACAUGUCACCAUUCGUUUCUCUCGACGAGCAGGGCAAUGUGGAAUAUCGUUCCACUGGCAUACUGGUCCAAACAGACUCAACGGUUGGUCCCCCUUUGUAUGGAGAGCAUGUUCUUGAUCAGCUUUGUGGUACACUUCAAGAUUGGCAGACGCCUGGACGCGGUCUCCAACCAGCGUCCCCAGAAGCGGGUGUCGCUCAAACCACGGCCAGACUCUCUUCAAAUAGUGCUAGGAAUGAGGAGCACAGCCAAACAAACUCAUCAUCACGAAGUUCAUCCGAUGUUUCUGCCACCGAUUCAGACGAGUUCCCAGAGCUAAGUAGAUUACCAACAUAUCGUACAGCUCUCGGGGCCCCUUUGCGGUGGCACAAUCAACCUCCUGACUACCAGGCUACAAACGAGAGGGAGGGUUAA
This is a messenger RNA of Fusarium venenatum, 1350 nucleotides long. RefSeq lists its product as uncharacterized. Gene Ontology annotation, biological process: ubiquitin-dependent endocytosis. The record is from RefSeq and is a predicted model, not a curated record. Gene Ontology annotation, molecular function: protein-macromolecule adaptor activity; ubiquitin protein ligase binding. NCBI's taxonomy places the organism in Eukaryota, Fungi, Ascomycota, Sordariomycetes, Hypocreales, Nectriaceae. Gene Ontology annotation, cellular component: plasma membrane; cytosol; cytoplasm.